CGGGGCAAAUAGACGUUACGUUGCGGCUUCAGUGAUGGCAAGUGACAGAGGGCGAGGAAGAGAAGUCGAAACUUUUUCAGCUAGGGGUUGCUAAUUGUUUUGUAUGCGGAUAACAGCAGUAGUAUCUUAUUGUGUUACUCAGUCAGUGAUUCAGCUUUGUAUUCGUCUGAGUGAAAAUUAACCGUUUUUCCUGUGACGUUAAAUCGUGAACGGUGUGUCCCGAAGUAACGUUGGUUAACGUUAACGCUAGCUGAAUAUAUACCAUAGGUUUGUUCGACUUCGAGAAAAUUCACCGAAAAGGGGAAACUAUGUCGAACAGAGAAGACGAAUAUGACUAUCUUUUCAAAGUUGUGCUGAUCGGCGAUUCGGGUGUAGGUAAGAGUAACCUGCUGUCACGAUUCACUCGAAAUGAGUUCAGCUUGGAGAGCAAGAGCACCAUCGGGGUGGAGUUUGCCACACGUAGCAUCCAGGUAGAAGCCAAGACCAUCAAGGCUCAGAUCUGGGACACAGCUGGACAGGAGCGAUACCGAGCCAUCACUUCUGCGUACUACCGUGGAGCAGUUGGAGCUCUCUUGGUUUAUGACAUUGCUAAGCACCUGACAUAUGAAAAUGCUGAGCGCUGGCUGAAGGAGCUGCAGGACCAUGCAGACAGCAACAUAGUCAUCAUGCUAGUGGGAAACAAAAGUGAUCUGCGCCACCUAAGGGCAGUUCCAACAGAUGAGGCCAAGGCCUUUGCAGAGAAGCAUGGCUUGUCUUUCCUCGAGACAUCAGCAUUAGACUCCUCUAAUGUGGAGCUGGCUUUCCAAACCAUUCUCACAGCCAUCUACCACAUCGUGUCACAGAGGCAGAUGUCAGGGCGAAGCGACUCAGACUUCUCACCAGCCUCCAACGUAGUGCCCAUCACGGUUGAGCCCACCCAAAGCUCAACCGGUAAGGGGGCCUGCUGCCAGUCCAACUGAGACCUUAGCACUGACCUCCUCCUUCACCUCCAGGCAAAUGGAGAAACAGCCAAAUAGACAAACAGAGACAGACAGGUGGACAAUGAAAUAGAGAGGCAGGUAGAGAUAUCCAUUUCACUUAUGGACAUUUGUACUGGGUUGAUUUGUCUGUUGUCUGGUUAAGAAACUUUGAAGAGAGGGACAGUGAAGGAGGGAUAGUAAAGAGGUUUAGGUAAACAGACGGGGUGGGGAGAAUUAGUAUCACGGGAAGGAACACAGGUGAGAUGCACUACACCCAGUGCACUAAGCUUUUAAAGAAGUACACGAUCCCAACUGAUUCAGUCUAAUGAAUAAUAUAACACAUUAUAAGGUCCCUUUUGUAUCUCAUCUUAUUCCUGUCUUUGCAAAAUCUCCUCCCUUUGAAAGUUCUGUUUUACAACUCAGUAAUACUUUCUCCCUACAAAAAUUGUAGACAAAAAAAAAAACAACUCCAUAUCCAAAUGAUUGAACAGCAGCCCCUGUGCUGCCACUGUCAUUCCAAGUUUCAAUAUUUAGACAGUAAUGUCCCUUACAAUAUUUAUUGAACACUAGAUUAAAGUCUUGUUUGACCAAAGGGUUUGAGCUUUAACACUGGUCGGUUUAAAUUUUCACACUGAAUUCUUAAGAGCAAAGGGAGUUUUACUGCUUUUUGAUGCUUUUGCCCACAAUCGCAUAUCUAUGUGAAGAAGCUUGUAAGGGCAGCUAACCUCUCUAAUGGAAGAGGGAGGGCUACGAGUCAUUUUUCCUAAAUGCACAGACGGGAGUUUAGUGGGUUGGGUCAGGUUGUGUUCACCAGGCCACUCAGAGCAGUGACAUCCCUCCCUAACAAUGACAUGUAAUUUCUCUUUGAUUGUUUUUGAUCUUUGCUUGGAAGGUUUUCCUGCUUUCUACACAUUUUGUUUUCUGCAGAUGAGUCAUGCUUGUGCAAGCUUUGUUCUGCAUUUACUCUAAAUGAGCUGGAAUAGCUGCAUCACUAGUGGAUGGGUUAACUGCCUCACAUGUUGAUGGGAUAGUAGUAUUGACUCUACUGUUGACCAUUUCAGCCCUGGCCUGAACCUUUAGGUGUAGUUGGAGAGACUAGGGAAUUUGUUUAAAUGCAUAGACAACCCUGUGCUGCUGCUGCCGCCUGUUAGCUGGGAAGGCUGGAUGGAUAAUGUUUCAGGCAAUGAGGUAGUGAGGGCACUCAGCCCUGCCCUGCUCCUGUGGUCUCUGAUGUACCCCAGAUGGCUUGUUUUACUGUAAGUGAAAUCCUCCACUGCCUGCUCACCUACUCCUUUAAGUCUCUGUCUACACUGUAUGUAACUGGAACAGGACUCUUGCCUUCUGGGAUCUCCCCGAGGUCUGCCCUCGCUCACUCUUGUCUUUAUUUCCUGUUGAGGGGGCGGGGGUUGUAUUCAGGAGCCAGGAUUGGGUUUGUUAGUAUCUAAUAGUUUUAAUCUAUGAGGAGAAGGAGAUAGGAUGGUA
Messenger RNA from Monopterus albus (swamp eel), 2441 nucleotides. It is a transcript of the gene rab11al, whose product is annotated as RAB11a, member RAS oncogene family, like. Bases 309 to 959 code for a protein of 216 amino acids. Gene Ontology annotation, molecular function: GTP binding; GTPase activity. NCBI's taxonomy places the organism in Eukaryota, Metazoa, Chordata, Actinopteri, Synbranchiformes, Synbranchidae. The transcript is spliced from 5 exons. The record is from RefSeq and is a predicted model, not a curated record.